Helicoverpa zea (corn earworm) is the source of this 2499-nucleotide messenger RNA. RefSeq names its product transcription factor LBX1-like. The record is from RefSeq and is a predicted model, not a curated record. Gene Ontology annotation, molecular function: DNA-binding transcription factor activity, RNA polymerase II-specific; DNA binding. NCBI's taxonomy places the organism in Eukaryota, Metazoa, Arthropoda, Insecta, Lepidoptera, Noctuidae. The transcript has 2 exons. Gene Ontology annotation, biological process: regulation of DNA-templated transcription. The coding region runs from base 121 to 1026 and encodes 301 amino acids.
CGCGUCGAGCCGUCAGCCGUAUCUCGUGUUAGCUUGAUGUUUUGUGAGAUAAACACAAUCAACUGAACGUUUCGAAAUAUUUUGGUGACUGUUGUGUGAUGGAUCUGUGAACUGAACAAAAUGGAGGAGGAGUCGAUGUCGGGCCACAGCUGUUCUGAGGACGAUAUUAGUGUCGGCCGGCCGUCGCCGGCACCGUCGCGAUCUCCUUCGCCGCACGAUUAUUUUAGGCCGUUGAAGAGGUUGAAGAUGGCUUCGGAGCCGGCUGAGGAGCGUAGGGGUGAUGGGGUGAAGAGUUUUUCGAUUUUGGACAUUUUGUCGCACAGUCCUCGUACUCCGCCGCGUAUAGUGCGUCCCUGGGAUGCUUCGGGGCUGGAGCGGCUGCAGCGGUUGCAGCGGUUGGCGGGGGCGGCGUUGCUGGACGGGGAGCGCUGGCGGCUGGCGGCGCUGGGGCUGCUGAGGCCGCGGGAGCUGGCGCCCGAGUGCGACUCUGCGUCGGAGCGCUCGUCGUCGGCGUCGGACUGCUGCUCGGAGCCGCGCCGCGCGCAGCACGCGACUGCGGCGCCGCACACGCCGCUCGACGCGCUGUUCCACAUGACCAGCAAGACCUUCGAGGCCAAUAAUCCUGACAACGGAGAUGGUCAGUCGAAUCACCUCAAUCUGUUCAACUCACGGCCGCAGCCCAAGAAGAAACGAAAAUCCCGAACAGCUUUCACCAACCACCAGAUUUUCGAGCUGGAGAAACGGUUUCUCUAUCAGAAGUACCUCUCGCCCGCAGACAGAGAUGAGAUCGCCAGCUCUCUAGGACUCUCCAACGCACAAGUGAUCACUUGGUUCCAAAACAGACGAGCAAAGCUCAAACGAGAUAUGGAGGAACUAAAAAAAGAUGUGGAAAGUGCUAAAGUGUUAUCAGCUCACAAAAGUUUUCUGGAAAACGUGACUGAUCUGGGCAUUCUGAAGAAGAAGGCUAUGAGCAUAGGAGCCAGCGAGGAGGCGGCGACCAACCUUGUAGUGAACGCGUCUAAAUGAAACGAGGCCUCGCGCGCGAUCCAAAGUGAUGUCACUUACGAUCGGCGCGUGAUCGACUAUUGAAUCGAAUAGUCGAAUCGACUAAAGUGACUCUGUGUUAAAAUCGAAUUCAACACGAACUUUUCAAAUGACUUUUAAAUGUUUUUAUCUCCACUAUUAAUAGUAUUUCGUAAAGUACAUCACUAUUUAAUACGUCUGUAAAUAGUAUUAGUCGACCGUAGUGUAUUGUUGUACAAACUUAUGAAGCUUCGUUCGAAAUAAAUGUGAUAGUUGAUUUUAUUAUUUAAGUACUUAAUAUUUUAUAGAGAUAUUGCUAAAUUAUUUAUUUUUGUUGGACUAUUAACUGGCUUGUAGAACAACAAUUUUAUUGUGUAGAGUAGCGAUCCAGUGAAUAGUUUUUCGAGCAUGUCGAUACUGAAAUGUGAACUUUCCAUUAAAUGUGCAAUAAUUAUAAUAAAAUUACAUCAUCUAUGAGCCAGUUAUAACGUCUAGCCUACGUUACUAUUGUACAUAUUAAUGUAAAGGUAGUUUGUUUAGUAAUUAAAACUUAAACGGUAGUUUUAUCUUAAUGAAAGUGCGGAGUUAAUGAAGUGUAUAGUACCUACCUAUCUUAUCUAAUUUUUAAUUAGUAAGUGUAAUUACUAAUUUUAAAUUAGUUUAAAUUGUGGAUUUCUACUAAUUAACUACCGGCAAUAGUGAAAGAAUAUUAAUGGUAAUGACUAAGUAAUUUCAUAUGAUUUUAACAUCAUUACGUGCAAAAUAAUGACGGCGCUCGUAAAAAUUAUUAUGAUUUUAAAACGCAAGCGAUGUAGCUAAUUAUUUUAAAGUUUUACAAUUUUAUACGCAUUGUGUAAAUAACUCAUUAUUAGUAUGUUAAAUCACUAAUUGAAUGAAUUGGCAACAUUUGUAACUUUUCAAUAAAUAAUAGAAAAAUAUUACAAAAUAAGUCUUAUCGUUUGACUGGAACUUGGAGUCAAAUUAAAUAGAAAUCAGUCUGUAUACUCUUUUAGUACUUACCUAAAAUUAAUAAAGUAUUCUUGCCAGAUUAAUAUUUUCAUGUCAUCAUUGUAAACUUGAAUAAUUUUGUAUUGAAUAACUGACGACACUCUUUUGUAAUUAUCUUCUAUAUAUUACAAUCCUUGUUUAUCUUUGGAACAAUUCUCUUUAAUCGUUAGUUUAUUAAAACUAUUGAGAUCAAUUCUACAAAUCGAAAAACAUUUUUAUGCGAUCUUUAAUCGAUUUCAAAUUAAUCGACUAGUGUCGUGAUUGUGUUAGGCGACAUCAGUAUCACUAUUUGAUUUUCAAAAUGGUGGAUUACUUUCUAGAAGUCUAUGGAAUUGGUCUGAUAGUUUUUUCUCGUUCCUACUACUAUAACUUACAGCUACUUAAUGUAACGUUUUUACAUUAGGCACAAUCAGUGCUUCGAUAACUAUGUGAAUAUUACUUAGUGUAAAUAAACAUUAUGUGUUCUAA